Tinamus guttatus (white-throated tinamou) is the source of this 887-nucleotide messenger RNA. NCBI's taxonomy places the organism in Eukaryota, Metazoa, Chordata, Aves, Tinamiformes, Tinamidae. The record is from RefSeq and is a predicted model, not a curated record.
AUGUGACAGGCAAUUAGGAUCAUUCAUGCUGUCCUGGAAAAGUACGGUACCUAUGAGAGUUUUGAAGUUGCCACUGGAGGAAGAUUGCUGAGCAAAUGCCAAAUCUGGUCUGUUAUCCGAAAGUACAUGCAGAAGGAAGGCUGCGUGGGAGAGGUGGUGGUGCAGCUCACCGACGACCUCCUGUCGCAGGCUGUGAUGAUGGUGGAGGACAGCCGGCCAACCCUGGCCAUCAACCUGUCCGGAGCGCGGCAGUACUGGCUGGAGGGCAUGCUGCGCCACGAGAUAGGUACCCACUAUAUCCGGGGGGUUAACAACACCCACCAGCCCUGGCACAGCUCCGAGGGCCGUAAGCAGUACAGCCUGAAGCCUGCCAACCCCACUGAGGAGGGGCUGGCGAGCCUGCACAGCGUCCUCUUCCGCAAGCAGCCCUUCCUGUGGCGAGCAGCCCUGCUCUACUACACCAUCCACCAGGCCAGCCGCCUCUCCUUCUCUGCCCUCUUCCAGGACCUGGAGCAGUACGUCCAGGACGCUGGGGUCCGGUGGGAGUACUGCGUGCGGGCAAAGAGAGGCCAGACAGACACGUCUCAGCCAGGUUGUUUCAGUAAGGAUCAAGUUUACCUGGAUGGGAUUCUCCGGAUCCUGAGACAUCGUCAGACCAUCGAUUUUCCAUUGCUGGCCGCACUCGGAAAGGUCUCCUAUGAAGAUGUGAAUCGCCUGAAGAAAUUUGGGGUCUUGGAGAAGACCCGCAUCCCCCAUUUCAUGCAGGACCUGGAGCAGUACAUGAAGCAGCUCGACCACAUUGUCACCACCAACAGGCUGAAUGAGAAGGAGCUGGAGCAGCUGCUGCCGGACUGAGCGGCUCUUGGCUCUCAGCCCUGGGACUCUGC